This is a messenger RNA of Ylistrum balloti, 1795 nucleotides long. Its product is annotated as COP9 signalosome complex subunit 5. The coding region runs from base 1 to 1008 and encodes 335 amino acids. Lineage: Eukaryota; Metazoa; Mollusca; Bivalvia; Pectinida; Pectinidae. Gene Ontology annotation, cellular component: cytoplasm; COP9 signalosome. Gene Ontology annotation, biological process: protein deneddylation. The transcript is spliced from 8 exons. The record is from RefSeq and is a predicted model, not a curated record. Gene Ontology annotation, molecular function: metallopeptidase activity; deNEDDylase activity; protein binding.
AUGGCCGCAAUGGAUUCUAAGAACGCAUUGAAGACAUGGGAGUUUAGCAAUAACAUGGAAAGUGUCAACUCACAUGAUGAAAUAUAUAGAUACGACAAGCAACAACAACAGGACAUUUUAACAGCAAAGCCAUGGGAAAAAGAUCCUCAUUACUUCAAACAUAUAAAGAUCUCUGCUCUUGCCCUUCUGAAGAUGGUGAUGCAUGCAAGGUCAGGUGGUAACCUUGAAGUCAUGGGUCUAUUGCUAGGGAAGGUUGAUGGUAACACCAUGAUAGUAAUGGACAGCUUCGCUCUUCCAGUCGAAGGAACAGAGACACGAGUGAAUGCCCAGGCCCAGGCUUAUGAAUAUAUGGCUGCCUAUACAGAGUCAGCUAAACAGGUUGGAAGAUUGGAGAAUGCUAUUGGGUGGUACCAUAGUCACCCUGGUUACGGAUGCUGGCUUUCUGGGAUAGACGUCAGUACACAAAUGCUGAAUCAGCAGUUCCAGGAACCAUUUGUAGCCAUUGUGGUGGACCCAGUGAGAACCAUAUCAGCUGGCAAAGUCAAUAUAGGAGCUUUCAGAACAUAUCCUAAAGGAUAUAAGCCACCCGAUGAAAGUCCCUCAGAGUAUCAGUCGAUUCCACUCAACAAGAUUGAGGAUUUUGGUGUACAUUGUAAACAGUACUAUGCUUUAGACGUUUCUUAUUUCAAGUCUGCCCUUGAUAGAAAACUCCUGGAAUCUCUCUGGAAUAAGUACUGGGUCAAUACUCUAAGCUCGUCCAGUCUGCUUACUAAUGCUGACUACACAACUGGUCAGAUAUUUGAUCUAGCAGACAAGCUAGAGCAGUCAGAGGUCCAGUUAGGCCGUGGAGGAUUCAUGCUUGGUAUGGAUUCCCAUGAAAAGAAAUCUGAAGACAAAUUGAUGAAGGCAACAAAGGAUGGGUGUAAACCCACAAUGGAAUCAAUCCAUGGUCUGAUGUCGCAGGUUAUUAAAGACAGACUUUUCAACAGGGUCCACUUGGCUAAAUGAUAAUUUCAUUGUUUACUGAAGUACAUACCUGGUCAAGUGGUCAUGUGAUUGUUGACUGGAAAACACCCAAGAAGCCAUGUGAUAUUUUACUUGAGAACACCUGGCCAUGUAGUCAUGUGACUUUACUGAAGAACACCUGUUCAAAUGAUCUUGUGAAUGUUUACUUGAGAACAUGUACACUUUGCCAAGUGGUCAUAUGACUUUCCUAGACAUUUCACAAAGUGAUCAUGUGACUGUAUACCUGAGAACACCUGGCCAAGUUGAGUGAUCAUGAGAAUGUUUCAUGGAAAACACCAGGUCAAGUGGUGACUGUUAUGUGAUCGACUGUCUACUGGAGACCACCUGACAAAGUUUUCAUAUGACUUUAAUGAAGGAACACUUGGCCAAGUGGUCAUGUGACUGUACACCUGAGAACACUAUCAUGUGACUUUGUAAAAUAGAAAUUGUUCUGUGGAAAUGUUUCAAAGAGCUUAAAUCAUGCUUGACUUUUAAACUAAUCAGGAAUCCAGAAAAAUGUGCAUAUGUGUAUGUGUUGCAAUGGAGCAGAUCAAGCUGACUAGAGUUUUACAUUAAAGUAUGAGAGACAGAGGGAAUCAAUAUGUUAAGUGCUACUCUAUUUAUAAAUUUUUGUGUGGUGGUGUAUGUGUAUGGUCUUUAUGUUCUACUGCAAAACGUCACUAGCCAUUUACUUGUUCUGCCAGUCUUUAAAGAUCAGUAUGAAAUGUCAAAACAUUUUAUAUGUGCUAAUUAUAUGAUAAACUUGCAAAAAUAAAUUGUAUUUGCAUAA